GUGAAAGAGUGCAACAAGAAAUCGUGGUAAAAUGUUAUGGGGGACGCGGUGCCAGCCAACGGCUUACUAUAUAAACAACUGACAUUUACAUCUCAUGCUUUAGUUCCACUGUGGAUAUAAUCAAUAAACUAAAGCACAGACAACAACCUUUCAUUUUUUUUCAAAUGAGAUUUUCCUAUCCCACCAAUUCAGUGGUUGUUACUUGUGUGUAAACUACUGUACUAAAUAAAUUUACGACCAAGUGAAGUAAAGCUCAAAUCGAAUAGCAUCUCAUUAAAAGCUAGCAAAUCUAACCCAGAGAUAUGAGUGGACGUGACAAUCGUGGUAGCGGGCAUCACCAGCCUCUAAGCAAUGCCAUGGGAAAAAUUAAGGACAGAUUAUCAAGGGAGGAUCAACCUUAUCAGAGGGUUGAUUUGGACGAGGGAACGACAUUAUCAACCUCAAAUACAGCUACCAGUCUGGAUACAAUAUUACCGGAGGAUCCAUUUUUAUUUUCUCCACGUAACAGACCAACAGCUGGACAUCAGCAACCACAUCAGCAGCAGCAGCAAAAGCAACAGAGGCGCUUUGAAACAGAAAUACCUUUGCAGUUUGGUCCCAUUAUUGAUGCAGAUGAUAUUAAUGAGCCUCCAUUACCAGUGAGCUCUAAGACAACAAAAUCGCAAGAACCAGCCCCCCUACCAUUACCGCCUCCACCAACAUCGCAACACUCGCAUCGGGAUCAUCACACACGCAGUGUUGUUUCAAUACCCAACGAAGAAUUGCAACGCAGUAAGCAAUCACUCAAAGGCUCGCGCGUAUCAUUUGAGAAACGGCGUGGUGGUAACGAAAGCAGCGAUGAUGAUAGUUUUGAAGAAAAACGGUCGGGUUUUCAACAGCAAAAAGCUGUGAGUGUAGACCACAAGGGUAUACUUAAGGAUCUUAGGACUAUUUUGGCCAAUGACAAUCGCCGCCAAUUUCAAGCCAAAAAGCACGUAUCAUUAGAUCUAAAGGGAACACGUUAUUUGAAAGAUCUGCUAAAAGAAUCUUCGUCUGAAGAAGAGUUUCGUAAAAAUCGUCGCGAAUUUCAGGGUCGUAAACACCAAAGCUUAGAUCCUCGUGUUAGUUUCAAAUUGGAAAAAGUGCUGCAAGGUUCAAGUGAGGAUAGUGACGAAGAGAAUGAUGACGUUGAACAAAAACGUUUAAUACACCGUCCCAAAGACAUAACAAAGCCAUUGGUUAUUGAUUUAAAAGAUUUUGAAAGUGAAAGCGAAGACGAUUACGUUUCUUCAAGGCAGCACUUUCAACAGCAACGCUCCAUCAGUACCGAUUCCAGAAAAAGCAUACGUUUUUACGAAAUGGACGAAAUGGGUCAUAAAAAGGGUGAAAAUUUGCGCAGUGCCGUACCUUUUGUGAGACAAAUCACAGAAGAUGGUAAACCAAAAUUGGAAGUUUACAGACCUACCACGAAUCCCAUCUAUAUAUGGACUCAGGUACUAGCUGCAUUCAGUGUCUCUUUGGGUUCUUUGGUGGUGGGGUUUGCCUCAGCAUAUACGUCGCCCGCCCUAGUUUCCAUGACGGAUCGUAACAUAACGUCUUUUGAAGUAACAACACAAGAUGCUUCUUGGGUUGGUGGUCUUAUGCCUUUGGCUGGUUUAGCUGGUGGCAUAUCGGGUGGUCCUUUCAUUGAAUACCUGGGUCGUAGGAACACCAUACUUGCUACCGCAGUACCGUUUAUAAUAUCAUGGCUACUCAUUGCUUGUGCUGUAAAUGUUGGCAUGGUUUUGGCUGGACGUGCUUUGGCUGGAUUUUGUGUUGGUAUUGCAUCUUUGUCAUUGCCAGUUUACCUUGGUGAGACUAUACAACCGGAAGUUCGUGGCACAUUGGGUCUGUUACCGACAGCCUUCGGCAACAUUGGUAUUUUGGUGUGUUUCGUAGCGGGCACUUUCAUGGAUUGGUCGAAGUUGGCGUUCUUAGGUGGUGCGUUGCCAGUACCAUUUUUGGUAUUAAUGUUCCUCAUUCCGGAAACGCCACGCUGGUAUGUCUCCCGAAAUAGAGAAGAAAGAGCUCGCAAGGCAUUGUCUUGGUUACGCGGCAAAGAAGCGGACGUGGAGCCAGAACUAAAGGGUUUGAUGCGUUCUCAGGCAGACGCAGAUCGCCAAGCGACGAAAAAUCAGUUUAUGGAGCUGCUUAAACGCAACAAUCUGAAACCACUUUCCAUAUCUCUUGGUUUAAUGUUUUUUCAACAAUUUAGUGGCAUUAACGCAGUAAUCUUCUAUACAGUACAAAUAUUUAAAGACGCCGGCUCAACAAUUGAUGGAAAUAUUUGCACCAUUAUUGUGGGUGUGGUGAACUUUAUAGCAACCUUUAUUGGUAUCGUUUUAAUAGAUCGUUUAGGCAGAAAGAUCCUUUUAUACAUUUCGGAUGCAGCUAUGAUUGUUACACUUUUUGUAUUGGGCGGCUUUUUCUAUUGCAAAGCAAGUGGCAUGGAUGUUUCAAACGUUGGCUGGCUACCUUUAGCAAGCUUUGUCGUUUAUAUAUUGGGUUUUUCUUUGGGAUUCGGUCCCAUACCUUGGCUAAUGAUGGGUGAAAUUUUGCCCGCCAAAAUUAGAGGUUCAGCCGCCUCCGUAGCUACUGCAUUUAAUUGGUCAUGUACAUUUAUUGUUACCAAAACCUUCCAAGAUAUGAAUCUAUUGGCGGUCACGGAGCUUUCUGGUUGUUUGGCGUUAUAUGCUUCAUAGGCAUGUUCUUUGUUAUUCUAUAUGUACCUGAGACCCAGGGCAAAUCUUUAGAAGAUAUUGAACGUAAAAUGAUGGGACGUGUAAGACGUAUGUCAUCCGUAGCUAAUAUUAAACCACUAUCAUUUAAUAUGUAAAAGAGAAAAACGAAAAAACUAGAAAUAUCUUGAUAUUGUAUACUAGAUUGCUCCUCUCAUUCAUUACCCAUUAAAACAAUACAUACAAACAUAUAUUAUUUAGAACAUAGAUACAUACAUACAUAAUUAAAAACCAAAAAUUAAUGUAAGUAUUUAGUUAAGCGAUUUUGUCAAAUUAUAAAAGCUAUAGUUACAUGCAUACAUACAUACAUAGUAUGUAUUUUUAUAUACAUUUAAUGUAUACGAAAAUACGUUUUGAAAGCUAAGAUUUUCCUCAUUUAACUGACGAGUAAAUUAUACAAUGUAAUUGGUAAAUUACGUUGCUUUAAUCAUUUUUAAAUAAUUAUUAUUUAUAUACAUAUGUAUUGACAAGAGAAUUUUUUAUUAUUGUAGUUUCUAAUAAAUCAUUAUAUUGUGUUUUAAUUAAAUAAAGACUUUUAAGUUCUAAACGUGAGAUAUUCCAUGUCAAACUAA
Messenger RNA from Calliphora vicina (urban bluebottle blowfly), 3328 nucleotides. RefSeq names its product Trehalose transporter 1-1 (gene Tret1-1). The transcript has 8 exons. Gene Ontology annotation, cellular component: membrane. Gene Ontology annotation, biological process: transmembrane transport; carbohydrate transport. The coding region runs from base 303 to 2720 and encodes 805 amino acids. Lineage: Eukaryota; Metazoa; Arthropoda; Insecta; Diptera; Calliphoridae. The record is from RefSeq and is a predicted model, not a curated record. Gene Ontology annotation, molecular function: sugar transmembrane transporter activity.